Molecule: messenger RNA, 366 nt
Organism: Carica papaya (papaya)
Lineage: Eukaryota; Viridiplantae; Streptophyta; Magnoliopsida; Brassicales; Caricaceae
Source: RefSeq, a predicted model, not a curated record
AUGCGUUUACUCACCGGCCGGUCGUCGUCACCACCACCAUCAACAAACGACGUCGUUUCGUCCUCCUCCUUCACAUUCUCUCCCAUUUCCAUUGCGGCUUUCGGGUCAAUUGUUGUAGUGGAAGGCUAUAGUGACGAUCAACGCUCGGGCUCAUGGGUUCACGCCUGGACCGUCACUGACGGGAUUAUUACUCAGGUGAGAGAGUAUUUCAACACCUCCGUCACCGUCACCCUUCUCGGCAGCCCUCCCGGUUCUCCGGCGAUUUCGUCACCGGCUGUCACUUCUCCCUCCCGUACUUGCCAGAGUAUCUGGCAGAGCAAGCUCUGCGAUCACAAAUACAUGAGAUUUGGAUCGGGUCUUCCUUGA